This is a messenger RNA of Canariomyces notabilis, 1533 nucleotides long. Its product is annotated as thiolase-like protein. Gene Ontology annotation, biological process: polyketide biosynthetic process. NCBI's taxonomy places the organism in Eukaryota, Fungi, Ascomycota, Sordariomycetes, Sordariales, Chaetomiaceae. The transcript is spliced from 2 exons. Bases 1 to 1533 code for a protein of 510 amino acids. The record is from RefSeq and is a predicted model, not a curated record. Gene Ontology annotation, molecular function: acyltransferase activity, transferring groups other than amino-acyl groups.
AUGGCUGCGCCAACCGACUCCGGAGAGCUAGGCCUCUCCAUCCUGGGUCUUGGUACACAGUACCCUCCCCACGCGCUCGAAGCCAGUGCGGUCGACGUCUUGAGCAAACGCUUUUACCCAGACUCGCCCGCCAUGCAAAAAGUCCUGUCCAUCAACCGGUACACAGGCAUCGACCAGCGCUCCUCGAUAGGCACGCCAGAUCACCCUUUGGUGAACCGGCCCGACCCGCCCACCAUCGCCGAGCUCCACAAGACCUUCAUGUCAGAUGGCGUUCCGCUGGCCGUCAGCGCCGCGCGGAAAGCCCUAGCUGAGGCCCAGGUCGAUCCCGCCCAGGUGACCCACAUGGUAUCGACGACAUGCACCAACUCUGCCAACCCCGGAUACGACCACUUCGUCGCAAAGGAGCUCGGCCUGAGCCAGACUGUCGAGAAGGUGCUGCUCCACGGGGUAGGCUGCAGCGGGGGUCUGGCGGCGCUGCGCACCGCCGCGAACCUCUGCCUGGGCCACACGCAGCGGCGCAAGCCGGCGCGCAUCCUGUGUGUCGCGCUCGAAAUCAGCACAACUUUGGUCCGCAGCGAACUCGAGAGCAUCCACGAGUCCCAAGAGACCCGCAUCGGCGUGGUCCUCUUCAGUGACUGCGCCAGCGCCGUCCUUCUCACGAACAACAUCCCCUUCACCUCGACCCAACAACAACAUCCGGUCCCCGCAUCUCCCCCGCCCCCGAUCUACACGCUCCUGACCUGGACGCACCAGACCAUCCCGGAGACGGAACCGGACCUGGGCUUCGACGUCGACCCGCUCGGGUGGAAGGUGGUGCUGUCGCCGCGGGUGCCGCAGUUGACGCAGUCGGUCCUGCAGCCGUCCUUCAGCACCCUCCUCGACUCGUUACCCCCAGACUCCUCGCCCCCCACGGCCUUGCCAUCGUCGUACACGCGCCCCGCACAUUUCGACUGGGCCAUGCACCCCGGCGGCGCCACCAUCCUGACCAAGGCCGAGCAGGCGCUCGGUAUCACCCCGCAGCACAUGCGCGCCAGCUACGACACGUACGUCCGCCACGGCAACAGCAGCUCCGCCACCAUCUUCAGCGUGCUCGACCGCCUGCGGCACAAGGACAUGGACGCGCUCGCGCCUACUGCGUACGGGGAUGAGGAUGCGGAUGAGGGAGGUGGACCCAGGGAGUACGUAAUCGGGUGCGCGUUUGGGCCAGGGAUUACGGUCGAGAUGUGUCUCUUGAGGAGAAAUCUGUCUGCUUCUUCUUCCACAAGGAGGGUACUGGGCAUGGAGACGCCGCCUGAGACGGAGAGCGAGGUUAGUGGUGGGGAGGGCAGCGUGGGUGGUGAGGACGGUGAUGGGGACGGGUUCAGCGAGCCUGGAUUAGAGGAGGAGGUUGGAGGAGAGGGGAGCAAGGAGUCUGAAUCUGCUUAUAGCAAAGGCGGUGAAGACACUGGUAAAAUCGGGACAUUGGGGUUCAAGAGAGAGGCAGAGCAAGAAGCGUUCAUAAUGGAGGCGCUUGAAGGGGUCGAGUUGGAUUGA